CUACGAUCUCCUCGGUACAUGUCACCCUUCCCCUGCAACAUACACCGGCCUUCUUUCUGUGUGGGACCUUCGCCUCUGGUAGAUGCAGGUCGGCGCGCCAGUGGCUGCUGAUACUUCUUCCUUCGGAGGUUGAGUGUCUCUGAUUGCAUCUGUUAGCUCAACCAUGGCCGGCGCCCGGCCACUGUCCACCCGUUGGACCCUACUGCUGUCGUUGGUCGUCCUACUUGGAUGCCUCGUCAUCCCCGGAGUCACCGUGAAACACGAGAACUUCAAGACAUGCUCCCAAUCCGGCUUCUGUAAGCGGAACAGAGCGCUCGCGGACGAUGUAUCCGCCAAGGGGCCAUCUUGGACCUCCCCAUACCAACUCGACCCUUCGUCGAUCGAAUUCAAGGACGGCCAAUUGCGCGGAACUAUUCUCAAGGCGGUCUCGGCCGAUGAGCAGGUCAAGCUGCCGGUUGUCGUCUCCUUCCUCGAGUCCGGCGUCGCACGAGUCGUUGUCGACGAGGAGAAGCGGGUGAACGGUGAUAUUGAGCUGCGGCACAACAGCCAGGCACGCAAGGAACGCUACAAUGACUUGGAGAAAUGGGUCUUGGUUGGUGGCUUGGAGCUGAGCAAGUCUGCGACCUUGAGGCCGGAAACCGAGGAGGGCUUCACGAGGGUCUUGUACGGUCCGGACAACAAGUUCGAGGCGGUGAUCCGCCACUCGCCAUUCAGCGCAGACUUCAAGAGGGACGGACAGACGCACGUUCAAUUCAACCACCAGGGCUACCUGAACAUGGAACACUGGCGUCAAAAGGUGGAGCGUGAAGGUGAUAGCGAGGAGCAAUCCCAGGAAGAUGAAGCCCGUUGGUGGGAUGAGAGCUUUGGCGGAAACACGGACUCGAAGCCUAGGGGUCCCGAAAGUGUCGGAUUGGACAUCACCUUUCCUGGCUACAGCCAUGUUUUCGGUAUUCCAGAGCAUGCCGACUCCCUCAACUUGAAGGAGACCAGGGGUGGAGAGGGCAACCAUAACGAGCCUUAUCGCCUGUACAAUGCCGACGUGUUCGAGUAUGAGCUUAACAGCCCGAUGACCUUGUACGGCGCUAUCCCGUUCAUGCAGGCCCACCGCAAAGACUCUACUGUGGGUGUCUUCUGGCUCAAUGCCGCUGAAACCUGGAUCGAUAUUGUUAAGCAGACUUCUUCUGCCAAUCCUCUGGCUCUCGGCGUGGGCUCCCAAACCGACACCCAAAGUCACUGGUUUUCCGAGUCUGGCCAGCUUGACGUGUUUGUGUUCCUCGGUCCUUCCCCCCAGGAGAUCAGCAAGACCUAUGGCGAGCUCACCGGCUACACCCAGCUUCCUCAACAGUUUGCCAUCGCCUACCACCAGUGCCGCUGGAACUACGUCACGGAUGAGGAUGUCAAAGAAGUUGAUCGCAACUUUGACAAGUACCAGAUUCCGUAUGACAUCAUCUGGCUCGACAUUGAGUACACGGACGACCGCAAGUAUUUCACCUGGGAUCCUCUGACCUUCCCGGACCCGAUCAGUAUGGAGCAGCAGCUUGACGAAUCCGAGCGCAAGCUUGUCGUUAUCAUUGACCCCCACAUCAAGAACCAGGACAAGUACAGCAUCUCCGCAGAGAUGACGAGCAAGGAUCUGGCGACUAAGAACAAGGACGGCGAAAUCUACGAUGGUUGGUGCUGGCCUGGCUCGUCCCACUGGAUCGACUGCUUCAACCCGGAAGCUAUCAAGUGGUGGGUCGGCCUGUUCAAGUAUGACAAGUUCAAGGGAACCCUCGCCAAUGUCUUCAUUUGGAACGACAUGAACGAGCCCUCUGUUUUCAACGGCCCCGAAACCACGAUGCCCAAGGAUAACCUGCACCAUGGCAACUGGGAGCACCGUGACAUCCACAAUGUGCACGGAAUGACCCUGGUCAAUGCUACCUACGAUGCACUCCUGGAGCGCAAGAAGGGUGAGCUCCGUCGGCCCUUCAUCUUGACGCGGUCUUACUACUCCGGGGCUCAACGGAUGUCUGCCAUGUGGACGGGAGAUAACCAGGCCACGUGGGAGCAUCUGGGCGCUUCCCUCCCCAUGGUUCUCAACAACGGCAUUUCGGGAUUCCCGUUUGCCGGUGCGGAUGUUGGUGGCUUCUUCGGCAACCCCAGCAAGGAGCUUUUGACCCGGUGGUACCAGACCGGCAUUUGGUACCCCUUCUUCCGCGCUCACGCGCAUAUUGACACUCGCCGGCGAGAGCCUUACCUGAUCGCCGAGCCACACCGAUCCAUCAUCUCCCAGGCCAUCCGCUUGAGGUACCAGCUUCUCCCCGUCUGGUACACUGCCUUCCACGAGGCUUCCGUCAACGGAACGCCCAUUGUGCGGCCGCAGUACUAUGUUCACCCGGCCGAUGAGGCUGGCUUUGCCAUCGACGACCAGCUUUACCUUGGCUCGACGGGUCUUCUCGCUAAGCCCGUGGUCUCGGAGGAGGCCACCACGGUCGACAUCUACCUUGCCGACGACGAAAAGUACUAUGACUACUUCGACUACACCGUUUACCAGGGUGCUGGCCAGAAGCACACGGUGCCUGCUCCCAUGGAGAAGGUGCCUUUGCUGAUGCAGGGUGGUCACGUCAUCCCCCGCAAGGAUCGUCCCCGCCGCAGCAGCGGGCUGAUGAAGUGGGAUCCCUACACUCUGGUUGUGGUCCUGGAUAAGAACGGCCAGGCCGAUGGCUCGCUGUAUGUGGAUGACGGUGAAACCUUCGACUACGAGCGUGGAGCCUACAUCCACCGCCGGUUCACCUUCCAGGGCUCCACGCUGGUCUCGGAAGAUAUUGGUACCAAGGGUCCCAAGACGGCCGAGUACCUGAAGGCCAUGGCCGGUGUUCGUGUGGAGCGCGUGGUGGUGGUUGACCCUCCCAAGGAGUGGCAGGGCAAGACCAGCGUGACUGUGAUCGAGGACGGGGCUUCGGCUGCCAGCAAGGCCUCGAUGGAGUAUCACAGCCAGGCGGAUGGCAAGGCCCCGUACGCCGUGGUGAAGAACCCCAACGUUGGAAUUGGGAAGAAGUGGCUGAUUGAGUUCUAAGUUGGAGGUUGGGGGAAGUAUCAAGUAGACAUAUAUGGAUUGUGUUUAGAUACCGAAUGCAUGGUACU
Messenger RNA from Aspergillus heteromorphus CBS 117.55, 3123 nucleotides. Its product is annotated as glucan 1,3-alpha-glucosidase ROT2. NCBI's taxonomy places the organism in Eukaryota, Fungi, Ascomycota, Eurotiomycetes, Eurotiales, Aspergillaceae. Gene Ontology annotation, molecular function: carbohydrate binding; alpha-glucosidase activity. The transcript has 3 exons. The record is from RefSeq and is a predicted model, not a curated record. Gene Ontology annotation, cellular component: glucosidase II complex. Gene Ontology annotation, biological process: N-glycan processing; carbohydrate metabolic process. The coding region runs from base 164 to 3055 and encodes 963 amino acids.